GUCAUCACAACAAGUCAUCUUUCAUAAAGAAAAAGGAAGCGCAUUAGAGAAAACACCUGUAUUAUACUUCUUUCAUGGUAUCAUGGAGGGAGGAGAUAAUGAUGGUAAUCAACUCCACCACCACAGCCACAGCCACCAGCUUUAUCAACUUCACCACCACCCGCACCGCCCUGAUUUUCCAUUCCAAUUGCUGGAGAAGAAAGAAAAAGAUAACAGCCAGCAUUGUUCCUCCCUUACUUUCCCUUCCAUGGCAACUUCCUCUUCCUCCGCCGAUCAACCAAACACAAGCGGUUCCAUUUCGACCCUCCAAAUCUCGCCGGAACCUCCCAAGAAACCGCCUCCCAAACGUACUUCGACCAAGGACCGACACACCAAGGUCGAGGGACGCGGUCGUAGGAUCCGCAUGCCGGCUCUUUGUGCCGCUAGGGUUUUCCAACUCACCCGUGAACUAGGCCAUAAAUCCGACGGUGAAACCAUCGAGUGGCUACUCCAACAAGCUGAACCGGCUGUGAUCGCCGCCACGGGUACCGGCACUAUCCCAGCAAAUUUCACCUCCCUCAAUGUCUCCCUCCGUAGCUCCGGCUCCAGCAUGUCGGUUCCUUCUCAGUUUCGAUCCUCGGGUGUAAACUCCAAUUUCUCUAUGCAACAACGCCGGAGCUUUUUCCCCGGAAUCGGGCUCGAAACGACGCCGACAUUCCUCAACUUCCAAACUAGUACGACCGGAAGUAGUAACUUGAACUUCAUGUUCCCGACCAAGCAAGAGUUGCGUGACAACGAUGGUACAGCUUCAAUGGAAAAUAUAUCAGACACUGAAGGUGUUCUAGGAAGGAAAAGAAGAGCGGAGCAAGAUUUAUCUUCACAACAUCAAAUGGGAAGUUGCUUGUUGCAGUCCAGCACGGCGGCAAGUCAGACUCAGAUUCCGGCGAAUUUUUGGAUGGUUACUAAUCCUAAUAAUCAGAUCAUGAGCGGUGAUCCUAUAUGGACGUUUCCAACGGUUAAUAACAGUGGUUUGUAUAGGGGAACUAUAUCUAGUGGGUUGCAUAAUUUCAUCAACUUUCCAACGCCAAUGGCCUUAUUGUCAGGUCAACAAUUGGGUUCAGGCGGCACUGUAAGUGGUGGUGGUGGCGGCAUAAAUGAAGGGCAUUUGAAUAUGUUAGCAGGAUUGAAUCCUUAUCGGCAAGUUCCGGGCACCGGCAUAUCGGAGUCACAAGCUAGCGGGUCACAUUCACACCACGGCGUAGUUGAUGGCGGCGAUGAUCGACAUGAUACAACUAGUCAUCUCUCCUAGAGAUAAUCAUCAUCACCAUGCAUCAUCCCUUUGCUUCUUUUGCUUAGUUGUGUAAUUUGAUGUGCAACACACGUGAGGUUUGAUUGCUC
Hibiscus syriacus is the source of this 1377-nucleotide messenger RNA. Its product is annotated as transcription factor TCP14-like. NCBI's taxonomy places the organism in Eukaryota, Viridiplantae, Streptophyta, Magnoliopsida, Malvales, Malvaceae. Gene Ontology annotation, molecular function: sequence-specific DNA binding; DNA-binding transcription factor activity. The transcript has a single exon. Bases 83 to 1288 code for a protein of 401 amino acids. Gene Ontology annotation, cellular component: nucleus. The record is from RefSeq and is a predicted model, not a curated record.